Molecule: messenger RNA, 6427 nt
Organism: Sardina pilchardus (European sardine)
Lineage: Eukaryota; Metazoa; Chordata; Actinopteri; Clupeiformes; Clupeidae
Gene: ppp1r13bb
Product: protein phosphatase 1, regulatory subunit 13Bb
Exons: 18
Coding region: 1204-4671 (1155 amino acids)
Biological process (GO): regulation of apoptotic process
Cellular component (GO): nucleus
Molecular function (GO): p53 binding
Source: RefSeq, a predicted model, not a curated record
UAAUGACCAAUUCAAGUUUGUUUGGUAACACCAUUUCAUUGAUCAUCUAUAUGUAUUUGGUCAAUGAAUAGUGAAAUUAGUGUAAAUCUGUAUAUCUCUAUAUAUCUAUGCAUCAGCAUGCCCUACUUUUGAAUCCUGAAAUUCUGUAGAAUUAAAUGGAUAGAUAGAUUACUUUAUAUCAUCCUCAAAGGACAAUCAUGGUAUUAAAGCAGUAACUAAUAAUACAAAUAUCACAAAUACAAGUAAAAAAAACAACUGGAGCUCUGCUAUGGCAGUAUACAGUAAAUCUAUCAGAUGGAAUGUGACUAUAUUGGUGAGUUGCAAUAAUAAGAUUUUUAAGAGCAAAAUUCAGCUCAGCAAUCUUUCAGCCUUUUCUUUAAAGGGACAACAGUGUUUUGCUUUAUUAAUGAGUGCAUUACUGAGGUCUGAGGUUACCGAGGCCAUGGCAUCUGUAUUUUACAAAUCGUUACUAGUUCUGCACCUCUUAUGCUAUUUAAAUUUAUCAGAAUAAAUAGUUAUUUAUUUGCCCUUAGGCAAAUUGUGUGUGCGAAAAUGUUUUGACUGGCAUGCAUACCGUGUAUUCCUGACAUAUUACGUCAGCGUGUGACAUCACUUUACUACACUGACAGUCACGGAUUUUUGUGCACUGCCUGGCUGGGAGAAACAUCGGGAAUUAAACACAGCUGGCUAACGUUGGCUACAUACAUUGUUGUCUAGGCUAAUAUUUCAACAGUAGCUUGGAAGUCAUUUUAUUGUUAUUUAACGUUAAUCGUUAACGUAGUUGAUCAUCCUGCCAGAUGUUUCGAAUACGCGCAUUCAGCCACUGUUUCGGUCGGGCAGCUUGCUAGAAGGCUAGCCAGUCAACGCUAACGAUACAUCGCUGGUCCAGGUGUUUUUAAGUUAGCUGGUCAGCUACAAGAUAGCUUCUUGGGGUUUUGCUAGGUAGUUAAUCGAUAAUAAUUAGCUAACUGGCAAACUAGGUUAAGUUAUAUCCACAUUAUCAUCAUUUUAUUUUUUUAAAUUUGCCUAACAUUACAAGAGGAUCAACGUCACUGCAUCAUCAUGACUGGAUGAUUUUGACUCGUGUGUCACGCCCCAGUAUCAACCCUUUGAAGUGGUUUCGAGGCAGGGUCAGAAUCAACAUCCUUAUGCUGCUGGCCAUAUUCAAGCUCUGAUGUCCCCCGUCCCCUAAAAUCUGCAAACAUGAUGCCGAUGAUCUUGACCGUGUACCUGAACGAUGGCGAGCAGGCGGCGUCCGAGGUGCCCAUCACCCCGGAGACGUCCUGCCGCGACGUGGUGGAGUUCUGCAAGGAGCCCGGCGAGAGUGGCUGCCACUUGGCCGAGGUGUGGCGAGGCAACGAGAGAGCCAUCCCCUUUGAUCACAUGAUGUACGACCACCUGCAGAAGUGGGGCACCAGGAGACCGGAGGUGAAGUUCUACCUGCGCCACGAAGACUCGCCGACCGAGAACAGUGACCAAGGCAGCCAACAAUCUCAGGACCAGGGUAGCAGAUGGAGUGGCUCCAGCUCAGAAAAGCACAACGAGAACGGGGUGGGGAACCCCAGAGUGGAGCUCACUCUCUCUGAGCUACAGGAGAUGGCCACUCGGCAACAGCAGCAAAUCGAGGCCCAGCAACAGAUGCUCGUCGCUAAGGAGCAGCGGCUGCGCUACCUGAAGCAGCAGGAGCGGCGGCAGCAGCAGACGGUGUCGGAGGCGGAGAAGCUGCAGCGGCUGAAGGAGCGCGUGGAGAGCCAGGAGGCCAAGCUCAAGAAGAUCCGCGCCAUGCGGGGCCAGGUGGACUACAGCAAGGUCAUCAACGGCAACCUGUCGGUGGAGAUCGAGCACAUCAGCGGGCUGUUCCAGGAGAAGCAGGCGGAGCUGCAGACGGCGGUGCUGCGGGUGGAGCAGCUGAGCCAGCAGCUGGACGAGCUCCGCCGCGGCAAACUCAACGGCCUGCAGGGCCUCAGCGGCCAGCUCACCGGCACCGCCGCCAUCGAGCUGCGCAAGCUCUACCAGGAGCUGCAGAUCCGUAACAAGCUGAACCAGGAGCAGAACAGUAAGCUGCAGCAGCAGAAGGACCUGCUGAACAAGCGCAACAUGGAGGUGACGCUGAUGGACAAGCGCAUCACCGAGCUGCGCGAGCGCCUCUACAAGAAAAAAGCCGAGGCACGUCAAAAAGAGAACGUGCCCCUGAACCGGACCAACGGACCCCCCUCUCCCCAGCCGGCUCCGGGCGGUCCGGGCCGUGUGGCUGCGGUGGGUCCCUACAUCCAGGUUCCGGUGCCCGUGCGACAGGAAGGGGGCUACACAGUGCCUCCCGACCCGCUCAAACCUCAGUCCCUGGGCGUCAACUCGCCCGCCAACCACGCCCGCUCCAAAUCAGCUAACGAGGCCGGGUGGCCCACCAUCGGAAAAGGGAACGCCUCUCUCAAGCCCCCCGACUGGAAGGAGUCCGGAGGAGAUGGACCAGGCAAGACCCCCUCCCCCACCAGCACUCCUGCUGACAAGGCUCAGGACGGCAGUAAGCCAGCUCCCCCCAUCUCCAAGCCCCAGCCCCCUCCGUACGGCGCCCACCACCACGGCAGCAGCGGCGGCGGCUGCGGUGGUAACGGCAGCGUCACCAGCGCCCUCUCCUCCUCCUCCAACUCAGGCUCCACCAGCUCCCUGGAGCUCCGCAAGGACGUCCCGCCGCCUCCGCUGCCGGCCGCCGUCCUCCGGCCGGGCCCCAGCGCCUCGCCCGGCUCCGGCUCGCUCUCCGGCGGUCCGGCGCUGCCGCCGCCGCUGCCCCCUCCGGCCUGGCCGCGCACGGGCCCGGCCCCGCAGGGCUCGUCCUCGCAGCAGAUCCAGCAGCGCAUCUCGGUGCCGCCCAGUCCCACCUACCAGCCCGGCUCGCCGCUCUUCCCGCCGGGCGAGCGGCCCGAUCCGCCGCUGGCCGUGGCCGUGCGGCCGUUCAUCCCGGACAAGGGCUCCAGGCCGCAGUCGCCGCGCAAGGGCCCGGCCACCAUGAACUCCAGCUCCAUCUACCACAUGUAUCUGCAGCAGGCCGCCCCCAAGAACUACCCCUUCAACAACAAGCCCGCCGUCAGAGCAGUGUACGGGAAGCCCGUCCUGCACCCGAGCUCCACCCCCACCUCCCCCCUCCCCUUCCACCCGGCGUCGGGACACUUCACCGGCUUCCUGGGCGGCCCCGGCGAGGACCUACCGGACGGCGUCGGCGUCGGCGGCUUCGGCGACCUGGUCGGCGAGCUCCCCCCGCUGCUGGGCGGCGCCGGCAUGGUGGACCUCCUCCCGCCCGGUUCCGGUUCCGGUCCGCCGCCGGCCAUGGUGGACCACAUCCCGCGGCCGCUGAGCCCCACCAAGCUGACGCCCAUGGUGCACUCGCCCAUGCGCUACCAGAGCGACGUGGAGCUGGAGGCGCUGCGCAAGCGGCUGGCCAACGCGCCGCGGCCCCUCAAGAAGCGCAGCUCCAUCACCGAGCCCGAGGGCCCCAGCGGGCCCAACAUCCAGAAGCUGCUCUACCAGCGCUUCAACACGCUCGCCGGCGGCAUGGAGGGAGGCGGAGGAGGCGGCGUCGGGCCGGCGCCCGCCGGGGUCACACCGUUCUACCAGCCCGGCUCGGCGGUAGCCGCCGCCGCCGCCGCCACCGGCGUGGGUCAGGGGGGCGACGCCGACAACGGGAACCCUCCGUCGGAAGUGGCGGCCGGCGGAAUGGCGUCGGCGGCGGUCUCGGAAGGGAUGCCGGGCGAGUCGACGACGACGACGACGGCGCCGGUGCCGCAGGGAGACGCAAACGACAACCGGCCCGCGGCGGGGGUGCUGGGGUCACCGCCGGCCGGCGAGGUCCAGGCGCCAGCGGUGCCCGCGGCGUCGCAGGAGGACAACACGAACAACAACACGCAAGCGCCCGCCUCCGCCACCACCAUCCUGCCCAGUCCCGUGGUGGAGGCCACCUCACCGCAAGAGGCUGGCACCUGUCCCUCCGCACCCACGGAGAAGCGCAGUAACCUGAAGAAGCCCAACUCUGAGCGGGCGGGCAGCGGCCAGCGGGUCAAGUUCCACCCCCUGGCCCUGCUGCUGGACGCCUCGCUGGAGGGAGAGUUUGACCUGGUGCAGAGGAUCAUCUACGAGGUGGAGAACCCCAGCAAACCCAACGAUGAGGGAAUCACGCCUCUACACAACUCCGUGUGUGCUGGACACCACCACAUUGUCAAGUUCCUGCUGGACUUUGGUGUUAAUGUCAAUGCAGCAGACAGCGAUGGAUGGACACCGUUGCACUGCGCUGCCUCGUGUAACAGCGUGCACCUGUGCAAGCUGCUGGUAGAGUCGGGAGCCGCCAUCUUCGCCACCACCAUCAGCGACGUGGAGACGGCCGCGGACAAGUGCGAGGAGAUGGAGGAGGGCUACAUCCAGUGCUCGCAGUUCCUCUAUGGCGUACAGGAGAAGCUGGGUGUGAUGAACAAGGGCACCGUUUACGCGCUCUGGGACUACGAGGGUCAGGGCAGCGACGAGCUCUCCUUCCACGAGGGCGACGCCAUCACCAUCCUGCGGCGCAAGGACGACAACGAGACGGAGUGGUGGUGGGGGCGUCUCAACGACAAGGAGGGCUACGUGCCCCGCAACCUGCUUGGGUUGUACCCCAGAAUAAAGCCGCGCCAGCGCUCCCUGGCGUAGUGCCGCUCUCCUCGCCCACCCCUCUGCCCUCUCUCUCUCUCUCUCUCUCUGGCCGUCUGCGCCUCUCCCCGGGCGAUGAACUGGAACUCUGGGUAGUGGGCACGGAUUGGCCCUGGACCGGACGAGACACGCUGCUGGCCCCUACAGCCCCCUUGCCCUGCCCUGCCCUAUCCUGCCCCUGCCCCUGCCCCUGCCCCAGCCUCUGCCUCAGCCUCACACUGGGGGCUUCAAGCUGCUACCGCCCCGAGCCACCUGGCGGGGAAGACGAUCAACAGCGCAACACGAAUACAUGCAUAUAUACAAACAAACACGCAUACAUACAUACAUACACACACACAUUAUAAAAACACUCAACACUCAACACUAACACUCACUAAACAGACUACACAGACACUACACACUACAGGCAAAUCAAGCAAGCUGAGAACAAGUUCACCUCUCGUGUUCCUCUCCCUCCCUCCCUCCCACCACAUCUUCAUCCAGGCUCAGGCUCUACGAGUCCUGCCGACACUCACCCAGGUCAUACACCUGAUGAUCCACCUUUUUUUGUGUUGCGCGUCGGACAAGACAAAAGACGAUGAAACGAAACGUGCACGCCUCUCAGAGCCUCUCCCGAAGUGAAGUGUGACCAAACGGAAGCUUUUCCCCUUCAUUCCUUCUCUCUGGUCUCUCAGGCAGGCGCACACACACACACUGACACGGCACUUUGAUUCCAGUGCAAGAGCGCGUAUGUGUUUAGCUUUCAGUGCUGUGUGUGUGAUUCUUUCUUCUUACCAUUUUACGUGUUUUUUUUUUGUUUGUUUGUUUGGGGUUUUUUUUAGGAGUUAGUCUGCGCAUUGACAACACAUUUUUUUAUUCAUUCACCAGAAUAAGUUAAUGAGACCAAGCCAGAUGAUUUUUUUGAGUGCUGUGUUUUCAGAGGAGUUCAUCUCAAAGGAGAGACCAACAAAAGAAUGAUUGCAUGUGUGGUAACUAGAUUCCAAUGUGUGUUGAAAUACCAUUAAAUCAAUUCUGUAUUUGGAGAAAGGGACAAAGAACAAGCCUGCAACAGUUUAUUGGAAGUGUUAACUUCGACAAGUUGAUAGAUGAAUGAUAGAUGAAUGUUUUUAGUCGUGUGCGUGUGUGAGUGGCCAUACCACAUGAAAGACAUACUUGUGAAACACUGGCAGAAAGACUGGUAUUGUGUAAGAAAUUUGGGAGUGAGUGAUUUUGUCAACACCUACAGUAUUUUGACAGCAAGAAGGGAGUGUAGGUUCUAUAUUCAGCACCCCUGAAGUAGUCAAGCUUUAACAGAUGACACUACAUAUGUGAGAGAGAAAGAGUGUAUAUGGGAGCGCUUGUAUUUGUGGCCAGACUAAUGGAGCACUUGGAUAAUAGAUGCCACUGGAAGCUUUUCUAUACAAGCUGACGUAAAGGUUCACCCUUCAUGCUGUAUUUACAUGCUUUAUUUACAUUUUUUAUGUUGCAUUACAUUACAUUAUACUGUACCACCCCACACACACUCCUGCUCCACACACGAGUCUUGUGAGAUGAGAUUUGUACCCUGCCUGUCUGGCAGCAAAGAGCUUUACUGUGGAGUUCUGUAGAUACUGUGAUAAAAGGUUUUGAGAGGCGACUUGUAUUUUGGAUUUUUUUUUCCUUCUUCUGCUGUAUGACUUUACUGCCCCGUGGGGUUUCUGUUUGAUAUAAGAAUACAGUACCUCACACAAUCCGUUAUAUACAUGUGCACAAUAAAACAAAAAAGAUUCCGGCAUGA